GCCCAAAUUAAAUCCUAUCGGCUGACUCUAAUUGUCAAAGUCAGUCGUCGCCGUCGUCGUUACUUCCAUCUCAAUCUCAUCCUCUAUUAUAAUUCAGAGCAUAUUUGAAUUUUCCUUUCUGUGCACAUAUAUAUACCGCACGCCGAGAGCUCACCGAUUUCGUGGACGCUAAUUUCUCCACCGGAUAUUCAAGCUCUAAGCUCGAUUACACGUCAAUCAAUCGGAAUUGAGAUAAAAGUGGUUAGGAAGGGGAGAGAAUUAUAACAUCCAGCAACACCUUCACCUAAUCCAAAUAAUCAAUGGCAAUGGCAAUGGCAUUUCUUGGUGAUGUGGUGGUGGUGUUAGUAGUAGCAUUGGCGGUGGCAGCAGAGGCCCAGCAAAGCUACGUAAACAACAAGCAGCUCAGGUGCGAACAAAGCCCCAACACCACUCUAGGAUUCGUGUGCAACGCCGCCCCCUCGUGCACCGCCUACCUCACCUUCCGAUCCACCCCCGUCUACAACACCCCCGUCACCAUCGCCUACCUCCUCUCCGCCAACGCCUCCCAGAUCGCGGCCGCCAACAACAUAUCCGACAUCACCCCUCUCCCCACCGACACCCUCCUCAUUGUCCCCAUCCCCUGCUCCUGCUCCUCCAUUUACUACCAGCACAACGCCUCCUACACCCUCAAAUCCCUGGGCGAGACCUACUUAUCUGUCGCCAACAACACCUACCAGUCCCUCUCCACCUGCCAAGCCCUCAUGGCGCAGAACCCCUACGAUCUCCUCCACCUCCUCCCCGAAAUGACGCUUGCCGUUCCCCUCCGCUGUGCCUGCCCCACUCCCUCUCAGACCGCCGCCGGCUUCACUUCUCUCCUCACCUACCUCCUCCGUCAGGGGGAGGACGCCACCUCUGUUGCUGCCAAGUUCGCUGCUGCUGGAGCCGACGUCCCCGCCAUCAUGGAUGCUAACAUGCUCAACCAAACCUCCACCAUCUUCUACUUCACUCCACUCCUCGUCCCUCUCAAAACCGACCCCACUCUCCAAAACACCAACACCAACACCACCCCCGCCCCCUCCCCGCCACAGCCUCUCCCCACCACCAGCCCCGCCUCUUCCCACAAGUGGAUUUUCAUCGGUGUGGGAAUCGGGGCUGCUCUUUUGGUAAUCCUUUCUGUGAUCGCUCUAGUCUGGUUAUUCCGCCGCCGCAGCAGCCACAAAUCCUCCAGUCCUCUGCCUACAAAGGAGGAGGUGCCGCGGCCGCCAUUGUCGGAGUUGUCCCAAGGCAUCCGGAGCGCCAUGGAAACUCUGAGCUUAUACAAGCUGGAAGAAUUGGAGAUUGCCACUAACUCUUUUUCAGAAUCCAACAGAAUUGCAGGAAGCUCGGUGUAUCGUGGCUGGUUCAAUGGUGAUGAAGCCGUGGUGAAGGUAAUAAAAGAAGACGUCUCGGGCGAGAUCAAUACGCUGAGACAGAUAAACCAUUCCCGCAUCAUCAGGCUGUCAGGCUUCUGCCUCCACCAGGGCACCACCUAUCUCGUGUACGAGUACGCCCACAACGGCUCUCUCAAGGAUUGGCUGCACAAGCCUCACCUUAAUUGGAAACAACGGAUCCAGAUAGCCUACGACGUAGCCGAUGCCUUGAAUUACCUCCACAACUUCACCAACCCUCCUUACAUCCACAAGAAUCUCAACACCAGCAACAUCCUCCUCGACUCCAACAUGCGUGCCAAGCUCGCCAAUUUCGGCCUGGCCAGGGCCUUGGAAUUCGACAAGGUCACCACCAGACAUGUUGUGGGCGCACAAGGAUACAUGGCGCCCGAGUACAUAGAGACAGGCCUCCUCACUCCCAAACUCGAUGUCUUCGCCUUUGGGGUGAUCAUGCUGGAGCUCCUAUCCGGAAAAGAGGCCGCUGCGGAUAAGUUGCACGAGAGCAUAGACGGGGUGUUGAGCGGAGACAAUGUGAGGGACAAGCUGCAAGGAUUCAUGGAUCCCGAUCUCGACUACCCCUUGGAGCUCGCCUACUCCAUGGCUCAACUUGCUCGUAAGUGCGUAGGUCACAAUGUGGAUGUGCGGCCCCCCAUCUCAGAAGUCUUGCUGGCUCUUUCCGAUCUGCUCUCCUCAUCCACCGACUGGGAGGAUACAUCCUUCACCUUCACCGACUAGCUAUCUAUCUCUAGUUUGUACUACAUCACAAUACAGUAAAGGAAUCAAAGACAGAGAAAAUGGAUUUGGUGUUCUGGUAUUCUAUGACCAAAGGAAAUAUAAACAGAAAUGUCAUUAAAAUUAAUAAAGAUUGUUGGGGAGCUUGGAAUUUACGAUUCUAUUUUCUGAGAUGGCUGAUUUAAUUGACCUCCUCCUCCUCCUCCUCGAGGUGUUUCCACAUGAUCUUCUGUGAUCCUUGGGAGAUGCAGCUGAAAAGCCGUCCAGUAGAGGGAAAGAAGACGACGUUCCAAACGCAAUAUUUCAACUUCAAGUGUGGCAAUCUCUCUCACCAGCUCGGCAGAAGGCUGCAUAUAACAAUCAACAUGCAACCAAUAUAUAAGUCUACAAAGUUUCAAAGCUGAACUGCUGAAAAGGGCAUGCUUAUUUUUGCAUCCUAAUUCAAGGAAUUGCUGCAUAUAGGUUCUUGUCAUUUCUUUUUGAGCUAAAAACACAGCUAUGGGUGAAGAAUUUUUACUUCAAGAAGUGCAAUUCUAUUAUUGUACGAAAUCUUGAUUCAACAUUACAAGUAGAAAGUAGAAUUCACGAAGUAAAGCAUAUGGGUACCUUAGAUGUUGUGUUGCAAUGGGAAUGAGGAGAACUAAUCAAGCUUGUGGUGUCUGAGGCACUACUGUUACAUACUUGCAUGUAUGUUUUUUCCAAUGCUUAGUCUAGAAUGUAA
Messenger RNA from Salvia hispanica, 2859 nucleotides. The record is from RefSeq and is a predicted model, not a curated record. NCBI's taxonomy places the organism in Eukaryota, Viridiplantae, Streptophyta, Magnoliopsida, Lamiales, Lamiaceae.